This is a messenger RNA of Myzus persicae (green peach aphid), 16543 nucleotides long. RefSeq names its product histone-lysine N-methyltransferase 2C-like. Gene Ontology annotation, cellular component: nucleus; MLL3/4 complex. Gene Ontology annotation, molecular function: histone binding; transcription coactivator activity; histone H3K4 methyltransferase activity. The transcript is spliced from 53 exons. The record is from RefSeq and is a predicted model, not a curated record. NCBI's taxonomy places the organism in Eukaryota, Metazoa, Arthropoda, Insecta, Hemiptera, Aphididae. The coding region runs from base 442 to 16020 and encodes 5192 amino acids. Gene Ontology annotation, biological process: positive regulation of transcription by RNA polymerase II.
GAUAAUGUGAAAAAAUGUUUUUCUCGUUCCCGUAGGGCUACAGACCUACAGUAUAGUUUUUGUCGGUUUUCGUUCUCGCGUCGUUGUUCGCGCUCACCCGCGCGUUAUCCGACGACAGCCGCCGCUGACGCUGCCGCCGCCGCCGCCGCCGCCGACUACGACGACGACGACGACGACGACGACGAAGACCAUCGCCGCGACGACGACGACGGCGACGCCUCGCUCCCGAGUGUGCCGACAGUUUCCGUGCUUCAGUCGUUUCGUUUUCGCGCCCAAUCGCCAUGUAAGGAACCUCCGGGCAAAAGCUCCUCGGCGUAACGGAUAGCGUCUCGCCUACUACUGCUCCCGCCCGAUUCCCGGAGCCGAAGCGGUCCGCUUGUUCACCGCCGAAUAUUAUGCGUUUUGGUUCGACCGCAGACGCCGUCGAUCAAACACAGAAAAAUGGACAAUGACAAAUCAAAGAUGUCUAAGACAUUGUUAGAUAAAUCUGACGAAAUGGACAUUGAUGAAGAUCCAUGUUCUGAUGAUGAUGUGGACAAUGGUGCUCCUUUGUUAGAUGAUGAUGAUGAUGAGGACGAUGAAGAGGAUGAUGAUGAUGAUAAUGAAGAUAUGGAUGAUGAUCCAGAUUAUCAAGAAGAAGAUUGUUCUCGUAUUUCUACAGAAGCAGCUUCUAUAUCAGUGGAUGAAACUUCUUCUAAUCAAACUCCAAUUGAUAUUGCUGUCAAAACAGAUGAAGGUAAUUUUGAAGAAACAACAUCAUGUUCACCUAACAGAAGUGCUGUUACACCUAUAACAUCUUAUGAUAGCCCUUUACAAAUGAAAAAAUUAAACUUAAAAAUUAAAAGGUGGAGAAGGGAGGAUGCUGAAGGUAAAUCUCCAAAUGUUUCUCGAACUGAUGAAAAUACUCCUCCUACUUCAUCAUCGGCCGAUCCUACUAAUGAUGAUAGAUGUGUAUUAUAUCAAGAAACUUGGCCAGGAAAAGUAUGUGCGUUUUGUAAUUUAGGAGAACGAAGUCAACUUGGACAAGGAUCUCUUCUAAGGCUAGAUUGGGAAAAAGAUUUUAAGUCAACAUUAGAUGAUUUUAUUAAGCAAUUAGUUACUAAACAAUUAACUCCAAUGCCAUUACAAUCACCAACUGCUGAAAUGGCACCAAUUAUACAGUAUAGAAGGCAAAAAUCUGCUGCCAAAUUUAAACAACAACAAUUUUCUCCCUGUAGUUUUGAACCUGUGGAUGAGCUUAGUGUUAUUGGUCAUUUGGAUGUUCCUGAUUUAAACACGUUAUAUGAACAAUUUGAAUCAAAUGGUUAUGUCUACGUACAUCAGUUUUGUGCUACCUGGACUCAAGGUGUAAAGUGUGAUACAUCUGAUUCAUUGGAAAAUGUGCCUGAACUUAUCUUAGAGAGCUUAAUGCGACGGUGUUCUUACUGUGGUCACUUAGGUGCCAGUGCUCCAUGUACAUACACUAAUUGUUUGAAAUUUUUUCACUAUCCUUGUAUUUUUGCUUCUGCUUCGUUUCAAGAGAUGAGUGUACCAGCUUUAAUAUGCAAUUCUCAUCUUGAUCAUGUUCCUUUAAUGGAACUUUCUGCUAAUGUUGCUUGUGGUAUUUGCUCGACUCUUGGAGAUGUUUCCAAUUUAAUGAUGUGUACAACAUGUGGUAACCACUACCACGGUGUUUGUGUUGGAUUAGCUCUACUUCCAGGAGUGAGAGCUGGAUGGCAAUGUGGUAAUUGUCGAAUUUGUCAAGUUUGUCGGCAACCAGCCGAACAGACGAAAGUUAUGUUAUGUGAAGGUUGUGAUAAAGCUUAUCAUCCUGGUUGUUUAAGACCUCAAGUGACAACUAUACCUAAAAUUGGAUGGAAAUGCAAAUGCUGUCGUGUAUGCACUGAUUGUGGUUCUCGUACCCCAGGUGCGGGGUUAUCUUCUCGGUGGCAUGCUCAUUACACAGUUUGUGAUUCUUGUUAUCAGCAACGUAAUAAAGGUUCUUCGUGUCCACUUUGCCAUCGAGCUUAUCGAGCUGCUGCUCAUCGAGAAAUGGUUCAAUGCAUCUCAUGUCGAAAAUACAUACAUGGUGCUUGUGACCCAGAAGCUGAGUACAUAACUAGCCAUAGCAAAAGUUCAGCAUCUGAGUAUAUGUGUCCUUUAUGUAAAAAUGCUGUACAACAACGUCGUGAUGGAUAUGAAGAAUUUGGAGACUCAAAUAGUUCAAUAGAUGUUUAUCAACCUGAGCAUGACUUAGAGUUUAAGAGUAAUAAAGAUUUUGAUGAUGGUCGAAUGGGUGGCUAUGGUCUGGGUAAAGGAAAACCAUAUGCUGCAUGCAAAGUAGCUAAGAAACGAUUGCUUUCUGGAUAUGCUGGGCGUGCUAAAGGUUUAGGAAAACUUACUGCAGCAUUAAAACCCAUGUACCAGAAAAAAGGACAACGUCUUGUUGAGUUUCCCAGAAAGAGACCUCGAGGAAGAAUGCGAGGCAUUUUCGGUGUUCCUGGUCUUGGAUUACAAAGACCUUUAUCUGAUGUAAGCUCCAAAACUUCUUCAAAUGACAUUGACCCUAACAACGAAAAUCGAAUUGUUUUAUGCUCAGCUAAAGAUAAAUUUGUACUUGGUCAAGAUAUAUGUGUUAUGUGUGGAUCUUUAGGCACAGAUCAAGAAGCAUGUCUUAUUUCUUGUUCGCAGUGUGGUCAAUGCUAUCACCCUUUUUGUGUUAAUGUUAAAGUAACCAAAGUUAUUCUUCAAAAAGGAUGGAGAUGUUUAGAUUGUACAGUUUGUGAAGGCUGUGGACAACGUAAUGAUGAGUCUAGACUUAUACUUUGUGAUGAAUGUGAUAUUUCUUAUCAUAUUUAUUGUACUGAUCCAAAACUUGAUUAUGUCCCCAGAGGAACUUGGAAAUGCAAAUGGUGUGCUCAAUGCUUGACAUGUGGUUCAAAUGAUCCAGGCUUCAAUUGUUCUUGGUUGAAUAAUUAUACUGAAUGUGGACCUUGUGCUUCUCGUAGUAUUUGCCCAUCAUGUCAAGAAUCAUACACUGAUAGUCAAUUGAUUAUUAAAUGUUCCCAGUGUGAUAGAUGGCUUCAUGGAAAAUGUGAUAAAAUCGAAAAUGAAGAUGAUGCAGAAAAAUGUGCAGAAGAUGGAUAUAGUUGCUUACUAUGUCGUCCUCGUGGGACAGUUCCAGCACAUUUAGCACACGUCUCAAGUCCUAAAAUUAAACAGAAAAUGUCAUCACGUGAUAAUAGUCCAGAUGCAACUAAAGGGAUAAUAAAUGAAUAUUGUAUGGAUGGAAUUUAUUUGUCUGAAUCAGGUGUUCAACAUAUGAAGGUUCUAACCAGUGGUAUAGAAAUUUUACAUCAACGUAAAAAGCGAAAAGAUUUGAAAAAAGCACAAAUGGAAAAAGAAGCUGCUAUAAUGGCAGCUAUUGAAUCUGUUGUGUGUAAUAGUAGAGAUACUAUUAAUGAUUCUUUAGAUCAUGAUGAUGCUUAUAAGAUGGAUUUUGAUGAUAUAAAGGAAGAACCAAGUGAACCAGAACCUAUUUAUAAAGAAGGGAUGAUAGUACCACCACGUGAUGAUGGUCGUCCUCCUGAACCACCUGAAGGUUUUAGUAUUUUGACAUUAGAAACAGGUGUAAUGGUUCUGCGUCGAAAACGAGUUAGAAAUCUUCAAAAAUUAGGUAUUGGGGGAUUUGUUGUUAGAGGACGUAUGCCCCGAGCUAAAGAUAAAGAUGAAGAAAAUACUCUGGAUGGAGAUGGUGAAGACAAUAAACCAAGACGAAAACCAAAUCGAUGGAAAAAACCAAAGAGUAAAAUAGCUGAAAAUUAUCCUAAUUAUAUACAAGAUGCAUUUUUUGGUCGUGAUUUAUUGGAUGCUUGCAAUGUUGCGGCACAGAUUUUGGACAGUAGUGAGUCUGAAGAAAUAGAAGAAAAAAAUGAAGAUAUUACAACAAUUGAACUUUCUCAAGCUGAACUAAAAAUUAUGGAAGAUAUUAAAGCUAAACAACAAACAAAAGAAGAAGUGAUUAAAAAAUGCUUGAAUAUUAAAGAAGAGAUAAUUGAACUCAACGAACAACCAAAAGUGGUUGAAAAGAAAAAAGAAAUACCUUCUACAAAUGAGAAUGAUACACUGAAAGAUAUUUUGCUGUCUGAUAAUUUAUUAGAUUCUAUUAUGAAUGAACAAAGUAGGAGUAUUAAGACAGAAAUUGAAGAUACUGGUUUAGUGGUGGAAGAACCCGACAUGAACGAAACUGACACUUCAGCUCAAAAAGAUGAAUUUAGUGAAAUUCUAGGUUCCCACUUUAAUCUUGAUAUGGUCAGAGAGACAGGCUUACCAAAUAUGGAUAGUAAAGAUGUAGAAGAGAUUUUCAAAGUAGUUUUAACUGAUGAUGCUUCACAAGAAUCUCAAGAUCCGAAUAGCUCUAAUAUGUUAUUAAUAAGUAAUAAUAAUAUGGGCACAAUACCUCAAGCCCAAAAUGGAGUUGUUAUGGUUCAAAAUCAGAACCAUGCUCCAAUAAUGUCUCCCUCUCGUACAGGUGUUCCACCUAAUAUGUCUCGUGGAAAAGUACCAGCUCCAGCAUUACCACCUGUAGUAACCAAUAUGCCUUCUCCUAUCUAUCCAGCAAUGUCUCCAUAUCAUUCUGAAUAUAGCAAUAGUCCAUCUCAAUUUAGUCCAGCAUUUUCUGAACCUCAUAGUCCUUGGGUUCAGAAUAGCGGUGGUGAAGAUAGUCUAGAAGGCAUAGGAUCUCAGUCAUCAGCAAUUAAUACUAGCCAAAGAAAUUCUCAAAAAAUGGAAGCAGAUGAAGCUUUAGGACCUAAAGCUUCAAUAUCAGCUGUACUCUACGCUAAUGUUACACAUCCUGAAUGGAAAACCGAAUUUCCUUCUUGGCCUGAAAGAUCAAGACAAAUAUUAAAAAAGUGGAGAACAUUGUCUCCAGAACAAAAAAGUCCAUUUUUGUUAAAAGCAAGAGAAAAUAGAACUAAUCUGAGACAGAAAAAAGCGCAACAGGCCGUGAAGGAAGACAGUACCAGUGGCGACAACCGGACCAGUUCAACAUCUAGUGCUACCCAGAGCCCGACGAUUAACAAUGGAGAGGUGUGUCCCACCAAAGAACUGAUGCAACCCGCAAUACUAAUUGCCGCUGGUGAUGGUCAUACUAACUCUCAAUCUCCUCAGCCUUCUGAUCCCGAGCCUGAAUCUAACCCACCUCAGCAAACAUUUCCUACUACUAUUCCUACACACCCUUCCACAAUACAAUAUAUACCAGUUUUACCCAACCCUCCAUCUCCUAAUCCUGUUAACUUGCGAACUAUUCACAUAAUUCCUGCAGAGAAAAAUUCAUCUGAACCAAUUCAAUAUCAAUAUGUAGCAUCAGGCUCAUCUGAAAGGGGGACUUUGCAUUAUCCACCAAACAGUAUUCACAUAAUACAAACAGUUCCAUCAUUAAUAAUGUCUAAUUCAAUAUUAGCCACAUUAGAUACUAAAAAUCAAACUGAUUCACGUAAUAACCUAUUACAUAUAAUCACAUCACAGCCAACUGGCACAAUACGUAAUGUACAGUUGGUGAGAAAUGAAUCAUCAUCAGCUGGCACCGAGGGCGCUAAAACUAACAUAACCGCUAGCAGUACUAACAAUUCAGUCAGCACUUCACCUCCGCUGUCUGACCAACAAAUACGUGUACUAACACCGUCUGAGAUAAUGCGCACACUCCCGUCCCUCGGUCAAGAGACUUAUGACCCUGUGGAUCAAGAUAAAAUGAUAUCUCAACAGAGAUCACGUGAAGCUGAAAAUGAACGUCAGUGGAAACAGUUGCAAGCAAUGCGACAACAACAGGCUCAAGCUGCUCAACAACAGCAAGUAAUGCAAGACCAACGUACUCAAGGAGUAUAUCAAAGAGUACCAGUUCAUCAAAGAACUCUUUCUAUAGAUACCAAUCAAUUUACUAAUUCUGAUCAACAAGUGUUGGUUCAUACGCCAAAUUUAGCUACUCAGUUACAAGUUUCUACUAAUCAGGAUGGUUCUUUAACUCCCUUACAAAGCCCCAGUAGUGUAAGUUCUCAACAACAAUCUAGAUCACCAUAUCCUUCACCUGUCUUGAAAGUGACCAGAGUUGGGAGUCCUGCUUCCGCAUCACCAUCACCUCAAUACACACGUUCACAGUCAACACCAGGACCAACAGAUUUGUUUAGUCCACCAAUAUCUUCAACUUCUGCAGUUCAGCAACAAAGAAAUGUUCAUUUUAAUCCUACAUCUCCACGAGGCCGAGAUGACGUAUUUUCGUCACCCCAAGCUAAUCAAGAAAUGACAAGACAUUUGAGAGAGUUACUUCAAAGACAGCAAUUUAAAAAAGAAACACCGGCUGAUCAGCGUAUGUGGAAUACAGAAGAUACACCAAAUCAAGAAAUAAGCUCCCAAAAUGUUGUACCAAAUCAAGAUUUUGAAACCCCAUCUUCUGGACCCACAUUUCGCCAGCCUUUACCUCCAAGUGCUGUUAAAACUCAACGUAUGCCUUUCCAACCAAUGGUUACUCCAAAUGCUCAAAUGGUCAUUCGGCAACGAGUUCAAGAUCAAAAAUUCCAAUUAUCAGAUCCUCGGUUUCGGUUGUUAAUACAACAACAACGAUCUACCACUACUGGUGCAGUUAUUAAUAAUAACAUGAAUGCUCAACAAUUUGUAUCUGGUAUUAAAAAUCCAAUUACGCAACAAGCGUUGACACAACAAAAUUCUAGGACUUACGAAAUCAUGCAACAACAACAGCAGCAGCAGCAACAGCAACAGCAACAGCAGCAACAACAGCAGCAACAACAGCAGCAGCAGCAACAACAACAACAACAACAACAACAACAACAACAACAACAGUUGCAACAACAACAACAGCUGCAACAACAACAGCAACAGCAACAUCAACAGCAACAUCAACAGCUGCAACAACAGCAACAGCAACAACCAUUUUCAGUAGUAGAAAGAUCUGAAAGCUUAGACCAGAAAUAUCAAGCUCCAAUUAAUGAAGUUUCAUCAAUAAUAAAUGAUCCUACUUCAAUGUCCCAAUCUAUAGUUGGUCAAAAUGUAUCUGUUGGUAGACAUAGUGAUAUAUUACAGCACCAGUCUCAGCAAAAUUCUAUUAAUGGUGCUGAUAAUGUAGACAGUAGAAGUGAAGAAAUUACAGAUAGUGUUAGAGAUGAGUUGGAAAAACUACAACAAGAAGGAGAUCCAAACAAUAUUGGUGAAGUUGAUGGAGUCAAUGCCCUUUUGGGUGAUUUGGAUGAUGAUGACGAACUCUUAGCUGAAAUGGGAGCCGACUUUAAUAUACUGGAAUAUGCUGAUCCAGAACUCGACAACUUGGAUUGCGGUAACAAAACUAAUAUCUUAUAUGAUCUUGUUGAUGAUGAGGAAUCGAACAAGAGUACACACAAUAAAACAGUAUCAAACGAUAAGUCUUCAGUUGAAAUUGAAACAAAACAACCGAAGGAAGAAGUGGAUGAUCUACAGAGAUUAAGUAGUCUGAAUCACAGAAAAGAGCAAAAUAAUGUAGCAGUUUUAGGAAUUGAAAAGUUUGAACAAGAUAUUAUUCAUUCUCCAAAACUUGAAACUUCUCAAAAUGUUAACUCACAAAUUGUUCAAGAUAACCAAAUAGGUAAUGUGAUGCAGAACAGAGAAAAUAAUUUGAAUUUCAUGUCAAAUUUUUCUGGAGAAAAUCAAACACCUAAAAUGUCACCAAUUGGACAAGUCACUCUUCAGCAACAACAGCGACUAAUUCAAAUGCAACGUACAGUUGUGCCUAAUCGCAUGAUAGGUUCUCAGCAGAUUAUACAACAAGGGACAGUUCAACAAACCCGACAGUUGGCUCCACCUCCACCUUACCCAGGACCUCCUCCGCCAUACCCCGGACAACAUCAGGUCCGUAUGAGGGCUCCUUUACCACACAGCGACAUGGUACUACCACACAGUCUUUUGGGCGUUCAAAUGCAGAGAAGACCAUUGUUGCUUCAGGAACAGCCCUUAUUAUUAGAAGAUCUAUUGGAACAAGAAAAGCGAGAACAAGAGAAACGACAAAAUGUUGAUUCAUCAGGUGUUAAUAGUAAUGUUUCAUCCACGGGUUCUUCACUCACUGGUCUAAUGAGUGAUGCUGAUUUUGAACUUCUGCGGGCUGAUGUUAUGAAUUCCUCUGCUAGUGGUACUGCUAUCGCGUCACCACCUAUAAUUCAACAAAGUGGUACAGGCGUUGUACAACAACAAGUCAGUGAUCAAAUUCAUAUGCAAAGACCUACGUUUUUGCAAAGACCCACGUCUCAGCCAGUACAAAACUGGUCACAACCUCAGCAAUUACCUAGUCAGUCUCCAGCAAGACAACAAUUUACUGAACAAUCUAUAAAAGUUCCAAUAUUUAAUGCUCCAGUAUUAACACCACCAGCACAACCACCCGAAGUCAUAGCUACAGAACAAGAUCGUCAAAUACAGCAUACAUACGAAGUAUGGCUUAAUGAACAAAGUAACAAUAUAACCAAGCAAUUGAAAUAUUAUGAAAGUGAAGUUCAGAAGUUAAGAAAAAUGAGAAAGAGUAUGAAUAGUAAACAACGUGUUGCUAGAAAACAAGGUAAUGAGCUAUCAGAACACGACUUACAAGAAUUUCAACGCGUUACUGGAGAACAGCAAACUGUGCAAAAACUAUUGGAUUCAAGUCGUAAGCAAAAUAAACAGCAUAUGGCUAUUAUACAGGAGUACAAAAAUAAACACCGUUCAACAACUGCAGAAAGUCCACAGUCUCCAAGUGUAAUGAUGUCUCCAAAUUCAACUGUUGGGUCUAUUCAACAUCAACAAAACUCAAUGUCUCCUCUCAAUAGUAUUUCCACUCCUUUAUCUCAAACUGAAGAAAACCCAUUUAGUCCAAACCAACAGUCCCCAUUACCAUCACCAAGAUCUAACCUGCCUUCACCUCAGCUGCGUAACCCUGGCCAGUCGAGUCCACGGCAAGUGAUAGUAAAUCCAAAUACACAAGACCAACUAACAAGGCAUACAGGAAUGACUCCUAUAAGAUUUGUGCGUUCACCAGAUGGCUUAACAUUAAGAGCACGGCCAACACUCGUGUCUCUACAGAGUCAUAUGCCAUCUGUGAAUACUUCGAACAUAUAUCAGGGCGCAAAAAUAACAAAUGUCACAAUAAGCCAUGGAUCCCAAAUUCAACAACCUCAGCAGAUACAACGUCUAACAUUCCAACAAUUAACUCCUCAACAGCAACAGUUGCUCUUACAGAGAAAGCUAACCCAAAAAGCCAUACUUAUAUCUCAGCAACAACAAGAAUUAAACAAUUCUGCCAACCAAGACCCAUUAGCAGUCCAACAACGACAAAUGCAAUUAGCUCAACAUAGACAAAUGUUAUUACAGCAAAUUGAUCAAAUUCAAAAACAAAUGAAUGAUGGUCAGAAUCAGCAACAAAGACAAAUACUCGUUCAGCAAGCUGUACCUGGAAAUCAAGAUAGUAAAGCAGAAUUGUCACCUCAACAAAGACAGCAGAUAGUCAUUCAGAGACAAAACAUAAUAUUACAACAGCAACAACAGUUCCAACAGUUACAGCAACAAAAUGUUCCUCAACAACAACAACAACAACAACAACAACAACAAAUUUUGCAACCGCAGAAUAAUCCAAGUCAAUUGCAAUUACAAUCUCAAAACAAUCCAAACACAAUACAAGUACAGCAGCAGCAGCAGCAACAGCAGCAGCAACAGCAGCAACAACAGCAACAGCAGCAACAGCAACAGCAGCAGCAACAACAGCAGCAACAACAGCAACAACAGCAACAACAACAGCAACAACAACAACAACAACAACAACAACAAAACCCUGGACAAACAAAUAUGACUCAACAGCAAAAAUUAUUUCAACAUCAACAACUACAGUUACAGAUAGCCAAGCAGCAGCAUAUUAUGGCACAACAUAAUGCUCAAAUCCAACAAAAAUUAGUUCAACGUUCGCCCCAGCAGCAAAAUGUAAUUCAGUCUCAACUGUCUCCUCAGCAGCAACAAACAGUACUGUUACAGCAGACUAUUAAACAAGAACCAGGAGAAAUUGUUAAUCCAAAUAUUAUUCGUCAACAACAGCAACAACAGCAACAGCAGCAACAGCAACAGCAAAUUUUAUUACAGCGCCAGCAACAAACAAGAUUUCUGCAACAACAACUUAUUUCUCAAGGCAAAGUCACUAGGCAAAUGGUUCAGUCUCAACAGCAAUCUCCAAUUCCUCCUCAAAGCCCAAAUCAACCACCUUUAUCUCCAAUGCCUCCACAAAGUCCUAUUUCCAACAAUCAGCAAUACUGCCAACCAAACAGUCCAAUGUUAUCUACUCAGUCCCCAAUGCUGGCACAGAGUCCUCAACAAUUUUCACAACCAGUGCAAUCGCCUAACACUGUACAGUUUACUCCUAAUUCACCGAUGCCUUCUCAAAGCCCUAGGCAAACUCAGUUUGUACAACCAACAUCACCAUUAAUGCCUCAAAGUCCUAUGGUCCAGGGAUACACUCAUCCUCCUGCAACUUCACCAUUUGGUCAACCUCCCAGCUCGCCAAGUCCUAGACCGUCACAGAGUCCAAGGAACAAUCUGGGUCCCCCUAGUUCUCCAAUGAGUCCUAUGCAGCAAAACCCAUACAUCAGACCAAUAACGAGUCCUAUGCCUGCUAGACGACCAAAUGUUGGUAGUAGUCCAUUGAUGCCUGAUCAACAAGAAAACAGGGAAGAAAAUAAUGUACCACCUGAAGGAUAUCAGUAUGCAAAAUUAGGACUUCGUGGAGGUGGACAUUAUUGCUUACCUCCUAAGGGGUUCAAGUACUCUAAAUUAGGUCUUAAGGGUGGAGCACCUAUGUGGAGUACUGGGAGGCAAUUUGUUAGUAAAGAUGCUCAAGAUGAGGUAAAAAGAAGUGUGUUCAAAAGUAAUGAUAUGCCAUUAAGUGCAAUACCAGUAUCUAAAGUUUCAUCAUUAGUAUCAUUGGAGUAUGGAGAUUCGGACGAUGAAGGUUCGAGAACACCUCCAGUUCCUUCCCCACAACCACCUCCAAUCCAAAUUUCCAAACAAAAAGAAGCUCCGGAAGGAAUUAAUACAGAUCCAAUGAUUAUUUCAUCUUCUCCAAAAAAUGAUCGAAAUUUACCAGUUUACAAAGAUGUAAAUUUAUCGGAAAAUUGUAAAAAAGAUAGCAUUGAAGAAUUAGAUGAUAUACAAAUUAUGUCAACCAUACACAAUAUGAACAUAGAUCCUGGGCAGAUAUCAUUAAACUCUAGUAGAGUUGGUGAAGAAUUGUUGGAUAUGGAUAGGGAAAUUAAUUCACCUGGUCUGAUGUUAAAUGAAAAUGAUGAUAGUAUUCUUGGUGGUCUUCCAAAAGACGAAGCAUCUGAAAUGGAUAGAUUAAUGUUUUUUGAUGAACUUGGUGAUAGCAUAAAAUGUGACCAGGAGGAAAAAAGUGGAUCACCGGAGAAAUCGGUUUUCAAUCUGGACAAAUUAUUAAAUGAUCCAGAACCACAUAUAGAUCAAAAAGAAGAAUUUAAAGCUGAGGUUAUCCAACAAGAAAACAAUUUAGCUGAAUUGAGUCAAGAAAAUGAAGAAGAAAAUAUUGAUAAUGUUAUUCAAAGCUAUUCAUUUCAUUCUUAUGCAAAAGUUCCAAAACCAGCACCAUCGCCCAAAAAAGAAAACCGUUUGGUAUCUAUUUUGAAAACUGAUCAAUCAGAUGAUCUAAAAAAAGUGACGAGUCUACUUCGAUCUCAUCCAUCUACUCAAAGUAAAAAUAUUAUUAUUUUAAACCCUUCAUCAGAUACAUUAAAAGAUCAACAAGUUAAACAAAAUUUACUACUAGCAAAGGCAGACAACCUUAUGCAUUCAGAUUUAGCUCAAAUCUUAAGUAAUAUUAUGUCUCCCAAACAGAAAGACAGUUUCAUUAAAAUAGAAACAUCAAAAUCAGAUGAGCAUACAAAACACUCGACUAUAGUUUUACCAGCCCGUACAACAUCAGUUGUGCAGAAUUCACAAAAGAUGUAUCCUUGGGAUUCAAUAGGGACAUUUACUACAGCGUCUUCCACUUCAUUUACUAAAUCAAUUCAAAUAAUAUCAAAACCUGAAGAGAAAGAACUAAAAAACAGCUCUCAAUUAUCAUGUAUGAUUAAUUUACCCAAGCAAGAAUUACGUACACCUAAGGUUGUUGAAGAAUCUCAGAAUGUAUUGCUUAAACAACUUCUUCAAAAUACUGCAUGUGCUAAUCAAACUCCAACUACUACAUCUGCUAUAAGUUUGCCAAUUAUACCUUCUCUUGAAGCUCAACUUGCAAGGCCUGUUUCACCUACACCAUCUUUAUUGUUUCCUUCGUUACUUUCACCAAAAAAAGAUGAUAAAUUUGAAUCUCAACAUCAAUUGCUAAAACCUUUAAAACUAGAUAUUGAACCCAUAUCACAAAGACCAGAGUCUCAACCUCAGGGGCUUCAAAAGCCUGAACCUCAAAUUCAGGUACAAAAAUCUGAACCUCAAGCUCAAGUUCUAAAGCUUGAGCCUCAGUCUUCUCCUAAACCUGUAGUUAUUCUACAGCGGUCUGAUAUUCAAACACCAGUUACACAAUCUUCGCCUAAGUCAUCACCACCACCACCACCGCCACCACCACCACCUUCGCAACUAUCUUUACCGCAAGUACAACCAGAAUCACAACCUCAAUUACAGCUACAACCACAAAUUCAGCCACAGCUACAACCACAAUCGCAAACUCAAUCAACGCGACCAAUAGCUUCAACUGAUUCAAUAAUGGAGUCAAUUAACUCAGCAAUUAAACAAGAGCGUUUAGAAGAAGAAAGUAAAAUUGAAGUACCUGCAACUACAUUAACUGGAUUUAGUCCUGAAAGAGAAGUAAAAAAAGAAAUCAUGUCAUCCGAUGAAUUAGUAUCACCCCAAAAUUCCACUAGAAUAGUAGAUCCAGCAGAUAUGAAUAAUUCAAUGAAUAUGUCAAUAGACAUGAAUGCAGAUACUCAAGACCAAAAGAAAUAUAAACGCAGGCAGUAUUAUGCUAAACGAAGGCAAAGUCAAGGUAAAGAUGUAAGCUCUACAAUCAUCCCAAAAAAGCGGCACCGAAAGGGUUCUAAACCAGAAGAAGAUUACGAUUCUUUUAUUGAUGCACUUAUGUCACAAUUACGACAGCUUCAACCAAUGAGUGUUAUUGAGCCAUCUUUAAACCAAAACUUAACAGCUUGUCCAUUGUUUGGCAUAGGAGAUGUAUUAUCUCAACAAAACUUUAAAAUUGGUGAUUUAAAAGGUAAAGUGGGUUCAUGUAAUCUGCCAGGCGAGAGUGAUUAUUACAAUACAAAACCAUUUGGUGAUUUGGAACCUGUCUCACCAUUACCUCAACCAUCCACUCAAAGAGGCUUUUACAAUGAAGAAUUUGACCCUCUCAAGUUUGAAUCUGAUAGUGAUGAAAAGAAGUUUGAUAUCGGACGUGACCGUGAUGAUACUCCAGACACUGUAAUGAGCUCUUCUUCACCAGAAUUGGCAGUGUGUCAAACUCCAACCCAUUUCCCUGGGCUUAAAAGUUAUGACGAUGAUAGCGAUUCAACAGACACAUUGUUAAAUUUCACUCGAUACAUGUCUCCAGUUCAUCAACUUGUUGCACCGCUGGCUUUGAAACCUCGCCCCAACUAUAAAAUCAAUAUGGAAGACGAUAAAGAGAAUCAGGGUGCGAGACACGGAAUGUUAUCUCAAGUUGGGAAAACACCUCCACGAAGUUCACCUGCAUUACCAUUACGGGAUUCCAAUACAAUGACAGUUACAUUAACUAUAACUUCCGAUGCGGCUGAAGAUAUUAUGGGAGUUCUUCAAGGCUUAGCUAAUUUACUUGAUUUACCUGAUAUUCCUAAUUAUAAAGUUACCGAAAGAACUGUUACACCGAUGUCACAUAAAUUAGGACUGUACAGAUCUAAAACCAAAGAUGGAAAAGAAGGAGCCCCAAUAGAUAUUCAAACUAUAUUAAAUGGCUUUGCCAAAUUUUGUCGUCAUUGUGAUUUAGUUAUUUUAAAUAAUUUAAUAAAAAAGAAAGCAAGCGAAAUUCCCUUCUUAACUGUCGAAGAGUGUGCAGAUGAAAUAUUUUUCUGUAGUACGAUGUGCUUUCAAACUUUUGCUUCACUUUUACGCCCACCAGCUGAAUCCAAAGACAAAGCAACAACCAAUGUUAAUCAUUUAUCUGAAGGUUCACCACCAAAGCGUUUGAAAGUAGAUCCUGAAACUAGUCCAAUAUCUAAUAAAACUGAUGUUAUUGAAAAAAUGGAUAUUGAUGACACUUUACAAAACAUAGAGGAAACAAAACCUGAACCAUCUGUUGAAGAAACAAAAACCUCAAAUAAGAGUAAUACUUAUAGACUUUGGAAUACAAAUAGCGUUCCAGCUCCACUGACUAAGCAUAAAAAAUCUACUGAUAAAGAUCUAAUGGAGAUGUUGUUUCGUAUGGGAAUCACUGUUACAUCGCCAAAAUUACCAGAAGACAAACGUGUGUGUUUGUUUUGUCAUCAGUUUGGAGAUGGUGUUUCAGAUGGACCCUCUAGGUUAUUAAACUUUGAUGUUGAUAAAUGGGUACACUUAAACUGUGCAUUAUGGUCUGAAGAUGUUUAUGAAACUGUUAAUGGAGCUUUAAUGAAAGUUGACAUUGCUUUACGACAAUCUCUCAGUGUGGAAUGCAUAGUAUGUCAGAGGCCCGGUGCAACACUCAAAUGUUACAAGCUUAGGUGUUCCACAAAUUAUCAUUUACCAUGUGCAGUCAAAGAUGAUGCUGUGUUCUAUAAAAAUAAGACUUUGUACUGCAGUGGCCAUGCUCCAAAGAGUGACAAGGAGAAUGAGCUGACAACAUUUUCAGUUCAUCGACGUGUUUACAUUAACAGAGAUGAGAAUCGACAAGUUGCUGCUGUAAUGCAUCAUUCAAGUUCUCAUCAGUUCCUAUUGCGUGUUGGUAGCCUUACACUCCUCAAUAUUGGUCAAUUGUUGCCUCAUCAAUUGGCUGCAUUUCAUACUCCAACUUCUAUUUAUCCAAUUGGUUUCAAAGUGGUCCGUUUGUUUUGGAGUAUGCGAGUGCCUAACAAGCGUUGUAAAUAUAUUUGUUCUAUUCAUGAAGUAAAUGCACGGCCAGAGUUUAGAAUUAUUGUACAAGAAGUGGAUAAUGAAGAUCUAGAGCUUAAAGAUUCUAGUCCAAGAGCAGUUUGGUCAAAAGUUUUGUCGGCUAUUGCUAGUAUGAGAACUGCAAACAAUUUGUUAAAGCUACAUCCACAACAUGUGAGCGGUGACAGUUUAUUUGGACUUACUGAACCAGCAAUUGUUCGUGUCUUGGAGAGUUUGCCUGGUAUCGAGACUCAAUCUGAUUACCGUUUCCGCUAUGGUCGUAAUCCUCUUCUAGAACUUCCAUUAGCUAUCAACCCAAGUGGAUGUGCUCGUUGCGAGGGCCGUAGACGACUAGUCCUUCCUGGGAAGUUACGAUCACACAUACCAAGAUCAUUUACAUCAUCUCAUGGUUCAUCAUUAUUGAGUCAGCUAGACUUAUCAGCUCCUCCUACUUGCCCAUAUUCUAAACAUUUUGUUCAUUCUAAAUCCUCACAAUAUAAAAAAAUGAAACAGGAAUGGAGGAACAAUGUGUACUUAGCCAGGUCUAAAAUCCAAGGUUUAGGAUUGUACGCAGCUAGAGAUUUAGAAAAACAUACUAUGGUUAUUGAAUACAUCGGUGAAAUUAUCCGAUCACAGUUGUGUGAUUAUAGAGAGAAACUUUAUGAGGCUAAGAAUCGCGGUAUAUACAUGUUCCGUCUGGAUGACGAUCGGGUGGUCGAUGCUACUAUAAGUGGAGGUCUAGCUCGAUAUAUUAAUCACUCGUGUAAUCCUAACUGUGUUACCGAAAAAGUGGAAGUAGACAGAGAGCUUCGAAUUAUAAUAUUUGCUAAGCGAAGGAUUGCCAGAGGCGAAGAGCUUGCGUAUGACUACCAGUUUGACAUUGAAGACGAUCAACACAAGAUUCCGUGCAACUGCGGUGCUCCCAACUGCCGCAAAUGGAUGAACUGAUACAGUUGUAGCCAUAUAAGUAUUUUUACCAUUUUUUUAAAUUUUUAAUUUACAUUUAACAAUUGUCGCGUCAGACACGAUAAUUUAUAAUAAUAAUAGUAAUAAUUGUUAUGUUGCCCAUAUUAAACUGUACACAAUUUCUGUGAUAGGAUCAAAUUUUACACAUAAUAUAUAUUAUUCAUAUAUUAAAUAGAUUUAUAAAUAAAUAUAAAUAAUAUAUAUAAUAGCACGUAACUAAAAAAAAACUAAUGUAAAUAAUUUGUGCCUUAGAUUGCAGCACGCUAUUUUUGUAAUUAUUUUUAAAGUUCUAUUUGAGUAUGAUUUGUAAAUUUACUAUAUGAAAUUAUUGUAUGAUAAUAUAUAUUAAUUGUAAAUUAUCGUUAGGACAAAAACAACAACAAACAAUAUGAUCUCUUUGCAUGAGACAAGACUUGAUAUCGUAAGUUUCUGUUGGUGUUUGUAAAAAAAAAAUGAAACAAAAAAAAAAAAUAAUAAUUUUAAACAAACGAAACAAUAAUUUGGG